AUGGCCCUACCAGAUCUCAACACGCUCUCCCUCGCCCUCUGCAUCCUCUUCACCACCUACACAACAUUUCUCUGCGGCCAACCACCCAACCCGACACCCUACAACUCCAAAACCCCCGACAGCAUGAAAUUCGUCGUCACACCCUCCUCUCUCCUCAUCCGUUCUUCUGUCAACGUCACACUCGGCAUCCUCCAUGCCAUCAUCAGCCUUACCUUCUCGUCGCCGUCACCCUUUCUCUGUCCUAACCCAUCAAAUCUCAACCCCUCGCUGUUUUCCUGGACGCCCAAGAGCACCAUCUCGCUCAUCACCAUCCUCCUCGGCUCCGCCAUUCGUCUGUCCUCUUUCCGUACACUAGGACAGAACUUCACGUUUCGUCUCGCAAAACCAAAGACUCUCAUCACUUCCGGGCUCUACAGUUAUGUCCAACACCCAUCGUAUACGGGAAAAGCCUUGAUUAUGCUUGGAAACCUGGCUUUACUUCAGUCGCCUAGUGGAAUUGUGGGGUGCUGGUUACCUGCCUGGGUCGUGAACGCGACGAACUUUUGGAGAGGGUUGGUUGGUUUGCUUUCCGUCGUGAUGUUGCGUGUUACGUGGAAGAGAGUUCAUGAGGAGGAAGCUAUGAUGAAGGAAACGUUUGGGAAGGAGUGGGAGGAAUGGCACCAGGGGACCAAGAGGUUUAUUCCGGGUUUGUUCUAA
Molecule: messenger RNA, 696 nt
Organism: Hyaloscypha bicolor E
Lineage: Eukaryota; Fungi; Ascomycota; Leotiomycetes; Helotiales; Hyaloscyphaceae
Exons: 1
Coding region: 1-696 (231 amino acids)
Biological process (GO): C-terminal protein methylation
Cellular component (GO): endoplasmic reticulum; membrane
Molecular function (GO): protein C-terminal S-isoprenylcysteine carboxyl O-methyltransferase activity
Source: RefSeq, a predicted model, not a curated record